Molecule: messenger RNA, 1464 nt
Organism: Letharia columbiana
Lineage: Eukaryota; Fungi; Ascomycota; Lecanoromycetes; Lecanorales; Parmeliaceae
Exons: 3
Coding region: 1-1464 (487 amino acids)
Biological process (GO): translational initiation
Cellular component (GO): eukaryotic translation initiation factor 2B complex
Molecular function (GO): translation initiation factor activity; guanyl-nucleotide exchange factor activity
Source: RefSeq, a predicted model, not a curated record
AUGCCUUCUUCAGCAGGCGUUCUGACCCCGGCUCUCACAACCUUCUCCAGAUCCGUUAGGAACAGAGGUACUCCAAUCGAGUCCUCUAUAGAGAACCUGAUCUCCCUUCUAAAAAGACGUCAAAUUCGCGAUUCAAAACCCUGUGCAAUGGCUACCGCUUACCUCUUGCGCCGGGUAGUGGAGACAUUCAAGAUCGCAGAUGUCUCGGGACUCAUUGAACGGGUGCACCAAGUCGGAGAACGAUUAUUAGCUGCGCAGCCGAGGGAGAUGGCCAUUGGGAACAUAGUACGCCGUGUUCUGGGUGUCAUCCGAGAAGAGGCAGAAGAGGAUCGAGACGGGGAGACCAGUGGCUACAGCGAUGCGGACACAGACAGUCGGCCUCAUUCCGCGGGAGAGAAUGGUUCAAGACUCCCUGAAGCACCUGGGGCCGUCUCGCGGGCUCUCUUGUCAAGUCCAUUGCCGCGAGGUGCUAGUGACCAACCUUCGCUCGAACCUCAUGAAGACGGAGCACUCCAACGCCUUCCAGUUCUAACAGCGCAUGCUUCAUAUGCAAGUACGAAUACUGGUCCCGUGGUGACGUCUAUGUUCAGCUUGCUAUCUCACCCUAGAUCGAAUGUAGCAUUACCCACUGCUACUCCUGGCUCGCAGUCCCCUGGAAGCCAUCCACCACUUUCGAACACGGCCCUUGCAAAUCUUACUGCUGCCAAAGAUCUCAGGGCAGAAAUCGUUGAAGGAAUACAGGAAAUACUUGAGGAAUUGAAUCAAGCGGAUGACCAGAUAGCUGGCUACUGUCUAGAGCACAUCCAUUCUAACGAGGUCAUUCUCACUCACACAUCCUCAAUCACCGUUCAAAAAUUUCUCCUCAAGGCAGCCGCUAAACGAAAAUUUACUGUGAUCCACGCCGAAACCUUUCCCAACGACCACGAAUCUACGCAUGCCACAGUCAUUGGCAAAGCUAAAGGGGAGUCGGAUGACGAAUUGAGACCAGAGUCAUUCCAGAAAUCGCUGACUGCAGCCGGCAUCACAGUAAUCCUAAUUCCCGACUCAGCUGUGUUUGCCUUGAUGUCGCGCGUCAACAAAGUGAUCCUCGACACUCAUAUUGUACUCGCAAACGGGGGUUUGGUAGCAGCCGCAGGGGCAAAGGUCGUUGCCAAAGCUGCGAGUAUGCAUCGGACGCCUGUUAUCGUGCUUAGUGGGGUUUACAAGCUUAGCCCAGUCUAUCCUUUUGAUAUUGAUUCGUUGAUGGAAAACGGAGAUCCAGCCGGAGUGAUCGGAUAUGGAGAUGGAGACAUGGUGAACAAGGUCGAGUUUGAAAACCCCCUGUUCGAUCAUAUCCCUCCGGAAUUGGUAGAUCUCUACAUCACGAACCUGGGUGGACAUGCUCCUACUUAUCUCUAUCGCAUAAUUGCAGAUCACUACAGAGCUGAGGAUACAGAGCUUGAUAAAUUCAAUGCAUAUCAAUGA